GUCAGCGGCCCCCGCCACCAAAACUUGGAGCAAAAGUUCGAUCAACUCCCCCCCCCCCACAACACACACCCUCUCCUCCCUCUCCCCCCAACACACACCCUCUCCUUCCUCCCCCCCCCAGGCCCUGAUGUAAACUGAUCCGAGUUGUCCCGGGGGCGAGCUCCUGGCUGCUUUUGUGGUUUAAGGCCCCCCCGCCCCCCUUCUUGCUCCUGAACGCCAAAACUUCGGAGCCGCGGUCAUGGGGCGAGCCGAGGAGCUGGUGAGGAUUGCAAAGAAGCUGGAUAAGAUGGUGACCAGGAAGAACACAGACGGAGCUCUUGAUCUGCUGAAAGAACUGAACGGCUACACUAUGACCAUCGAGCUGCUGCAGUCCACAAGAAUCGGCGUGGCCGUGAACACUGUCCGGAAGCAGUGCUCGGACGAAGAGGUGGUGGCCCUGGCGAAAAUCCUCAUCAAGAACUGGAAACGGCUGCUAGAGUCCUCGGGGACCCCGAAGAGAGAGAAGGCCCUGGAAGGGCAAAAGAAUAAAAAAGAAAAAAGUCUCGACUUUCCCAGCUGGCAGCCUGAAGGGGUGAAUUCCCAUCCAGUGAAAUGCUGCAAAAUCCCAGCUGAGAAGCACAAGGAAAAGCACAAAGAAAGAGACUUUCCCAAUCAUAAGGCAGUGGGCCCUCUUCCUGGCUUGAAGAAACAUUCAUCGGAUCAGAAACAGGACAGGAAAUCCAGCAAGUCCGGCUCUCACACAGCAACCCCAAAGAGUCAUUCUGCAGACUCCAAGCCAGACAGGGAGACCAGCGACUGCAGAGCCCUUCCCGCCACCUCUAAAAAGUCGCACUUGGACGGCAAGAAAGAGAGGAGAGACUCUACAGACUCAAGAUCUUCCACCAUCACCGCUUCCUCCUCCUCUUCCUCCCCUCAGAAGAAACCAUCGGUGGAAAGGAGGCCCUCUACAGGCUCCAACCCAGCAGCCUCUCCCCCCGGCUCUUGGAAGAACUCCAGUGAUGGCAAAGAGGAAAGACCCAACAGUGCCAAAUCCAAACCCGAGACCCCCAAGACUCCCAGCAGCCCCUCGAGCCCCACGUUCGCACCGACCAUCUGCUUCCUGGCGUCCUGCUACCUCACGGGAGACUCGGUCCGGGAUAAGUGCGUUGAGAUGAUCUCGGCUGCCCUGAAAAUGGAUGAUGAUUACAAACAGUUUGGAGUCAACUGUGACAAGAUGGCCUCUGAAAUCGAAGAUCAUAUCUUCCAGGAGCUGAAGAGCACCGACAUGAAGUACCGCAACCGUGUGAGGAGCAGGAUCAGUAACCUGAAGGACCCCAAGAACCCCAACCUGCGGAGCAAUGUGCUGAAUGGCGCCAUCUCCCCCAGCCUCAUUGCUAGGAUGACGGCAGAGGAAAUGGCGAGUGAUGAACUGAAGGAGCUGAGGAACGCCAUGACCCUAGAAGCCAUCCGGGAGCAUCAGAUGGCGAAGACCGGGGGCACCACCACGGACCUUUUCCAGUGCGGCAAGUGCAAGAAGAAGAAUUGCACUUACAACCAGGUCCAGACGCGUAGCGCCGACGAACCCAUGACAACGUUCGUGCUGUGUAACGAGUGUGGGAACCGCUGGAAGUUCUGCUGAGGCCGCUCCUGUUUGCACCCGGGCCACCCGCGGAGACCAUGCAGCUGGAUGGCAAAGGAGAAUCUCUGACCAUCCAAAUUUGAAACUGGGGGGAGGGGGGAGGAAGGGAGGGGACGGGAGGGGAAGGGAAGGGAACUAACCUGUUGAGAGAGGAGCUGAAAGUCCCUCCCUGUUGGCUCCCGAUAAUGUAAUGAGGAUUCACUCACUAGCUAGAGGGAGGGAUUGUUUGGCGUUAGGGGUACCCGAGCCUCAAGCACAGAAGGUGCGAUGCCAGGGUGCCAGCCCCUAGGAGACUCCUCUUUUUUUGAUGUCUAUAUUUUGACUAGAGUGAUCAUUGGAGCCCUAGCCUGGAAGGACCUGCUGGGUCAUUCUAGUCCAUCUCCCUGGAGGAAGCAGUGGGUGUGUGGAGCAUGAUGGAGCCCAGGGGAAAUCUGCCCUGCCAGAGGUUUUGGGGUGCUGUUCUUCGAGCUCACAGGAAGUAGCCUAGCAGCAGCCGAGGUACCCAGCCCAGUCGCACGUGCUUGUCCCUUUCAUUGGGCAGGUUAAGCUGACCCGUUUGUUUUUAUGAACUGGGUGAUCCCUGAAUCUCGGCGGCCUGCCUCUGGCGAAUCUCCCUGUUACGCACGGGAGCGUGGCUUUCCAAAUCCUAGGCAGCAUUUGCUUUCGGAGGCAAAGGCUUCCUACCGUCCCCCGCCCAGGGCAUUCCACAGGCCGGUGUGUCUCAGAUCGUCAUUCCUGGAGUGAAGACUCCCGUCUAACCCACUCUGCCCGCUCCGAUCUCGAAGGCAGCUCUCCAGGGCUGUGUCGGCAUCAGUCCUCGCACAAGCCACCAGGGGGCACCGAAAGCCCCUUGCACUCUGCCCUUGACAGCACCCUGGGGAUGCUCCCGCUCCAGGGACGUAGCAGGUGAAGUCCUGCUGGCUGACACCCAGGUCCCUGGGCUGCAAUGAAGUGCUGCCAGGGGUGUGCUUGGCUUCUGGCAUUUGUUUUGCACGGAUGUAUGUGUAACCGGCUGCUGGGAGGGCUGGUCUCCUAACGGAUGGCGUUUCGGCUCCGGGAUGGGGGAAGUACCAUGAGAAGAGACCAGUUCUCCCCUUAUUGCAGCCCCAUUAUAAAGGGCUG
Messenger RNA from Dermochelys coriacea (leatherback sea turtle), 2740 nucleotides. It is a transcript of the gene TCEA3, whose product is annotated as transcription elongation factor A3. Bases 239 to 1618 code for a protein of 459 amino acids. Gene Ontology annotation, cellular component: nucleus. The record is from RefSeq and is a predicted model, not a curated record. Lineage: Eukaryota; Metazoa; Chordata; Testudines; Dermochelyidae. The transcript is spliced from 15 exons. Gene Ontology annotation, biological process: DNA-templated transcription; transcription elongation by RNA polymerase II. Gene Ontology annotation, molecular function: nucleic acid binding; zinc ion binding.